AUGAUUAUUGAUAUUCAUUUAGAAGUCUUAGACGAAUAUCAAAAGGGGGACACCAAACUGGUUCAGGAGGAAUUCCUUGCCAUUCUUGUUCAAGAAUUUAUGGGAAGCGUAUUCAUAAAAGAAGAGAAGGCUCCUAAGGAAUGUGUUCCUAAGGAAGGAGUUCCUGAGGAACAGGUUCCAAGUUCAGAUUCCGGGUUUAGGGAAAAAGACUCUGUUCCUGCGGAAAGUGUUCCUAAGGAACAACUUUCUGAAGUUGAUGUUCCUAAGGAACAGGUUCCAAGUUUAGAUUCCGGGUUUAGGGAGAAACACUUUUUUCCUAAGGAAAGUGUUCCAAAGGAAGUUGUUCGUAAGGAACAGGUUCCAAGUUCAGCUUCCGCAUUUAGGGAGGAAGACUUUCUUCCUAAGGACGAAGUUCCUAAGGAACAGGUUCUAAGUUCGGAUUCCGGGAUUAGAGAGGAAGACUUUGUUCCUAAGGACGAAGUUCCUAAGGAACAGGUUCUAAGUUCGGAUUCCGGGAUUAGAGAGGAAGACUUUGUUCCUAAGGACGAAGUUCCUAAGGAACAGGUUCUAAGUUCAGAUUCCUGGUUUAGGAUUGAUGUUCCUGAGGAACAGGUUCCAUGUGCAGAUUCCGGGUUUAGGGUUUAG
Messenger RNA from Plasmodium coatneyi, 645 nucleotides. RefSeq names its product SICA antigen. The coding region runs from base 1 to 645 and encodes 214 amino acids. The transcript has a single exon. The record is from RefSeq and is a predicted model, not a curated record. NCBI's taxonomy places the organism in Eukaryota, Apicomplexa, Aconoidasida, Haemosporida, Plasmodiidae.